This is a messenger RNA of Purpureocillium lilacinum, 1449 nucleotides long. NCBI's taxonomy places the organism in Eukaryota, Fungi, Ascomycota, Sordariomycetes, Hypocreales, Ophiocordycipitaceae. The record is from RefSeq and is a predicted model, not a curated record.
AUGGCAGACGAUAGCCAAGGGGCCAGCCCCAAGAACGAGCCGGCACACGUCGAGUCUAGCGAGGAUGCAGAGACCCGCGCUGCCCGCCGAGAGCUGAAGCAGUCGUCUAUCUCGGACCCGCCGCCUGAGGAUGCUGCGGAUUCCGGCCACGAGUCUGCCGCGGACGAAAAGCUCAAGAAGCGCGCCGAAACCCCAGCCGAAGAUGUGUCCGACGCCAAAAACGCGAGUCUGAAGGAGCAUGUUGCAUCGCCCAAGAAGAAGCGGGCCCAUGACCAGCUCGACGUGGAUAAGGAGGAUCGAGACGAGGAUGGCGCCAGCGUCGCCUCAACCGAAUCGGCCAGGGAUCGCGCGUCACGGUCGGAGCCAGAGAAGAAAAGGGCACGCGACCAGGAGGCUGGCGGGUCGUUGCCGAAACCCGCCGCCACUGAGACGCAGUCGACGACGCAAAAGGAUAGCGAUAGCGGUGACAAGCCUGCUAAGAACAAGGCUCCCGAGACUUCUGCAAGCGCAUUCGCGGCGUCGGGUUUCGGGAAGCUGGCUUCUGGGACGUCGGCGUUUGCGACCUUUGGAUCUGGCAAGCCCUCCGCUUUUGGAUCGUCCUCUAAGCCGACUCUGUCGUCUUUUGCAUCGGCGAAGCCAUCGUCCGAGUCGCAACCGGCAGCCGCGGCCGCUGCACCGAAGCUGACGUUUGGCAGCAAUGGAGGAUCCUCCCCCUUUGCCGGACUCUCCUCAUCCAAUGGGUUUGGCAGCGGACUCGGUGGAGGAUUCGGUUCCGCCUUGUCAGGAGCGAAAACUCUGUCCAGCUUCGGGGUCUCGUCAGGAAAGCCGCUCCAAAGCGCCAAGGCCUCGAAGCCGUUCGGGGCGCCAGAUAGUGACAGCGAAGGAGGAAGCGACGAGGAAGAUGAAGUGGAUGACGACGGCCAGACCGAUGCGGCACAGCGCGCACUGUCUCCGGAAAAAGAGACGGACGAUAAAAAGAGGACAAGACUUCAAAGAGUCGAGGUAGACGAUGGAGAAGCAGGAGAGGCAACAGUGGUGUCGGUCCGAGCAAAGAUGUUCAGCCUCGACAAGGAGACCGGCUGGAAAGAGCGCGGAGCGGGUAUGCUCAAGAUCAAUGUGCCUCGAAGCUGUGUCGACUACGACAACAACGGAACGCCCGUGCCUGGCAGCUUCGAUGCGUCUGGCCUCGAGGCAGACGAAGAAGCCGGGGAGGAUGCGGGUGGCCAUAAGGUGGUUCGCCUUCUCAUGCGGCAGGACCAGACGCACCGUGUCAUUUUGAACACGGCCAUCGUCCCCGCCAUGCAAUUCCAGGAAAAGGCGUCGUUGAAGUCGGUGGGCAUUCUGUUCACGGCUUUUGAGGGCCCAGAGGCCAAACCCAUGUCCGCUGCUAAUGCCCGGACCUUCAUGAACGAGAUUGGCAUGGUGCAGAAGGAACUCCGAGGAAACUAA